Molecule: messenger RNA, 1519 nt
Organism: Chaetomium fimeti
Lineage: Eukaryota; Fungi; Ascomycota; Sordariomycetes; Sordariales; Chaetomiaceae
Product: 6-phosphogluconate dehydrogenase
Exons: 4
Coding region: 310-1350 (346 amino acids)
Biological process (GO): L-valine catabolic process
Cellular component (GO): mitochondrion
Molecular function (GO): 3-hydroxyisobutyrate dehydrogenase activity; NAD binding; NADP binding
Source: RefSeq, a predicted model, not a curated record
CAGAAAGCAGGGAAAUUGCGGAAAAUCCUCUUCCUCCCUCUCUAAAUGGCAACCUCCUUAUCAUGAGGCUCUCCAGAGACUCCUAGGGAGGAGGAGCGGGAGCACCCGCCCUCCACAACGUUUAUUCUUUUAUGCUCUCCGCCUCGGCCCAGCUGGUCUGGUGACCCGUGGAUCCAGCCAUGCUCAAAUGAGCUGCGGCCUUUGCCCGGCAAUGGGCGGCUUUGGGGGGGGCUCGGCUUCCCCGCCGAUCACCCACUCGACCGGAUCAACAACACCGAAGAAGGUGCCUGCCAUUCCGUCGAGACAAAAAUGAGGAACACAGGAAGGUUAUGGAAGCCCACGCUCCGCGCCCAGCACCGGGGCUUCUCGUCUUCCUCCCGCCGGCUGGAUAACUACGCCUUCAUCGGUCUGGGUCAGAUGGGGUUUCAGAUGGCAAGGAAUCUCCAGGCCAAGCUACCACCAAGCGACACUGUCCGCGUCUUUGACAUCAACAAGGCCGCCGCCGAGAAGCUGGUGCAUGUGAUGAAGACACAGCAAGCCGGCGGCGCGGUGGCGGAGGCGGCUGGCAGCGCCGAAGCCGCGGCUAGGGAUGCGAAUACGGUUAUCACCUGCCUUCCGGAGCCAAAACAUGUCAAGUCGGCGUACGAGUCUAUCCUCUCGGCGUAUAACGCCGCCCAAAAGGACGAGGCUCCUGCGCAUUCCAAACCGCGGCUCUUUAUCGACUGCUCUACCAUCGACCCUUCGUCGUCACGCGAGGUCGCUAAUGCCGUCUCCACUGCUUUCCCCAAUGGCCGAGGAAGCUUUGUGGACGCACCCAUGUCGGGUGGAGUCGUCGGGGCGACGGCCGGGACCUUGACCUUCAUGCUCGGGGCACCACAACCCCUGCUCAGCCGCAUCGAGCCGAUUCUUCUCCGGAUGGGCAAGCGGGUGUUACACUGCGGCCCGCAGGGAGCCGGCCUGUCGGCCAAGCUCGCCAACAACUACCUACUCGCGAUUGAGAACAUCGCGACGGCAGAGGCCAUGAACCUCGGUGUCAAGUGGGGCCUGGACCCCAAGGUCCUCGCCAGCGUCAUCAACGUCAGCACUGGAAAGUGCUGGCCGAGUGAGGUCAACAACCCCGUGCCGGGCGUCGUGGAAACGGCGCCGGCGAGUCGGGAUUAUGCAGGCGGGUUCGGUAUCGGUCUGAUGCGAAAGGACCUGAGGCUCGCGAUGCUUGCGGCCACGGAGGCGGGUGCAGACCUUCCUCUAGCGGACAAGGCAUCAGAGGUGUAUGAGACUGCCGAGUCGGAGGAGAGGUGUAAGGGGCGCGACUUUUCGGUCGUCUAUCGGUGGCUCGGUGGGAAAGAGUGAUGGUCAUGGCCUUUUAUUGAGUACGAAUAGCCUUACAUCAAUGAAGUUCUCACGGACAUUAUUGCCGAUAUCCUUCUCCCGCUCCUGUGCUAGCAAUAUUAUCCGAUGAUUGCGGCCACAGAAAUAUGCAACCCCCUCGGCGGCACGAGCUUGGUGGGUGGGACACAAU